AUGAUGGGCUCAAAACCGAUACCCAAGUCCGAUAAGGAGCUUCAGCCCUACAACAUGGCGGUCGCCGGCCAUGACGGUACUAUGGUCGACUCUCAAGGCGAACUCUUCAUCAAGCCCUGCACUGAUCAGGAACUCCAGUUUUACAAGACGGCCAAUGAGAGCCACCAGGCUUUCGCCGAUUUGAUGCCCGUUUUCAUGGGUGAACUAGCGCUCAACGGUUCGACAGACGUCGAGGACAUCAACGAGCAGCUCCCCGCUGUGUCCAGCCUAAUUCCCACAGAAACAAAAGCCAAGGUUAUCAAGCACGCGAAGGAACAAGCUGCUGAGGCCGCCGCCCACCAUCCCGCGUCGAGCCGUAAACCAGGGUGGGAGGAAAAGGCCCAGUCCAACAAGAUCGAUACUAAGCUGUCGGUGGUACUGGAAAAUUCGGCGUACGGCUAUACGCGUCCUAACAUUAUGGAUGCUAAACUCGGCAAGCGGCUGUGGGCGGAUGAUGCGCACCCAGAUAAGAAGGCCAGGUUUGAUCAAGUCAGCGCCGAAACGACAAGUGGCUCCCACGGUUUUCGCAUCGCCGGCAUGCGUGUGUACAAGGGAGACACCGACCCUAAAAAAUUGGACCCGAUGGGCUACAAGGUCUACGACAAAAACUAUGGCCGGAAUACGGUCAAGGGACAUAAUCUCGUGGAGGAGAUGCGGAAGUUUAUCUUCAAUUCCCAGGCCGGUAUAGAUGAGGAACUCGGCAAGAUAAUUGCGGGCCUUUUCCUCAAUGACCUUAGGCGCAUCGAGGAGGUGUUGGCCUCGGAGGAGAGCAGAAUGUACUCUGCAAGCUUGCUGUUCACAUUCGAAGGAGAUGGCAAUGCACUGAGAGCUGCGCUUGACCGUACGAGAGCCGACAUGUCGGCUGAGCAAUACAAGAAGGAAGAUGGACCGUACACGCCGGGUCUAUCUGCAUCUCGCGUUGAUAGUGGCAUCGAGAUGGAUGACGAGGGGCAGAUGGUGUUCCCAAUCAACGCAGCCAUGAACCAAAACAUGCUAAUGGCGAACCUGGCUCAGACACCUGGUUCCCAGCACAUGCAGUUCUCUGCGGAUUCCGACGGAGAGAGCUCGAACGGCGAAAUAUCUCGCAUUUACUCCCUCAAACUCAUUGACUUUGCCCAUGCCGAGUGGACACCCGGGCAAGGACCAGACGAGAACUCUCUGUUUGGCGUUCGAAGUCUGAUCAAGAUCUUUGAACAGCUGGCAGAUGACUGA
Sordaria macrospora k-hell is the source of this 1251-nucleotide messenger RNA. RefSeq lists its product as uncharacterized. Gene Ontology annotation, molecular function: inositol hexakisphosphate kinase activity; inositol-1,4,5,6-tetrakisphosphate 3-kinase activity; inositol-1,4,5-trisphosphate 3-kinase activity. Gene Ontology annotation, cellular component: nucleus; cytoplasm. The record is from RefSeq and is a predicted model, not a curated record. NCBI's taxonomy places the organism in Eukaryota, Fungi, Ascomycota, Sordariomycetes, Sordariales, Sordariaceae. Gene Ontology annotation, biological process: inositol phosphate biosynthetic process; phosphatidylinositol phosphate biosynthetic process.